Messenger RNA from Folsomia candida, 2122 nucleotides. RefSeq names its product erlin-1. Gene Ontology annotation, molecular function: cholesterol binding; ubiquitin protein ligase binding. The transcript is spliced from 7 exons. Gene Ontology annotation, cellular component: endoplasmic reticulum membrane; endoplasmic reticulum. Gene Ontology annotation, biological process: SREBP signaling pathway. Lineage: Eukaryota; Metazoa; Arthropoda; Collembola; Entomobryomorpha; Isotomidae. Bases 291 to 1313 code for a protein of 340 amino acids. The record is from RefSeq and is a predicted model, not a curated record.
CCUACGGUUGGUUUUUCUUGUUUUUGGGUAAAUUCUGUGUGUUGCUUUGAAUGGGAGAAAAAAAUUGAAUUAAAUAAGGUAGGAGAAAUUAGACAGAAUAAUUAAUCGUGUGAAUGUAAUUUGUGCCAAAGAUGGGAUAAGGUUUGACAAAAUUUACGACUGACGGAGCUAAUAAUUUGAGAGGGGAGAACAUUUUCGUAAUUCUGAUCCUGAAUUUUUCCAGCUUCAAUUAGGAAUAAGAGAUUUUUUUAAAUUUAAGAGAAUACUUGUUUUCUUAAAUUAACUUCAAGAUGCCGGAUGAUCCACGGAUUGUGUUUCCAAUUACUGUACGACAGGGACUUGGGAUAGGUAUUUUUAUCUUGGGAGUAGCCGUCUUCGUCGCAUUGAUGGUUGACAGUUAUCACGAAAUUGAAGAAGGUCAUAUCGGAGUGUAUUACCGUGCAGGGGCGCUGUUGGAGGAAACGUCCACCCCAGGGUUCCAUAUGAUGAUCCCGAUCCUCACGACGUACCGCUCAAUUCAAAUCACGAUUCAAACCGAUCAAGUGAAGAAUGUUCCUUGUGGUACUUCCGGCGGUGCGAUGAUAUAUUUUGACCGGAUUGAAGUAGUGAAUCUCCUGUCAGCUGGGUUUGCUUGGAAUGUGGUGAAGAAUUACACGGCUGAUUACGAUAAGACACUUAUCUUCAACAAAGUUCAUCACGAGCUGAACCAGUUUUGUUCGAUUCAUACCUUGCAAAAGGUUUACAUCGAUCUUUUUGACACGAUUGAUGAAAAUUUGAAAAAUACGUUGCAAAGGGAUUUGAAUAUAAUGGCGCCAGGGUUGCAUAUCCAGGCAGUUCGUGUGACGAAGCCCAGGAUUCCGCACGACAUACAGAGGAAUUAUGAGUUGAUGGAGGCUGAAAAGACAAAGCUCCUGAUAUCCACUCAGAAACAAAAAGUGGUCGAGAAGGAUGCCGAAACGGACCGGAAGAAGGCCGUCAUUGAGGCUGAGCGGAACGCACAAGUGGCCAGAAUCCAACUGGAACAGCGCGUCCUGGAGAAGGAAUCCUUGAAAACCAUGGCCGCCAUAGAAGAUCAAAUGUAUUUCAACAGAGAAAAAAUGCAGGCGGAUGCGGAGCGGUACAGGAAGGAGAAGUUGGGGGAAGGAAACGCCAUAAUUCUGACGCCGGAGUAUCUCGAACUGAAAAGAAUUGAAGCCAUUACGACAAAUACGAAAAUGUAUUUUGGAAAUAAUAUUCCGAGCAUGUUUCUUGGGGAGAGUUUCAAAGCGGAUGUGACACCGGUUUUGACAAAGCCAACUAAUGUAAAAGGGUGAUUCAGUUAAGGAUUACUGGUAAAGGGGUAAAAUCUAAUUAAAUCUUAAAUAUUAAUCAGUUAAUGGAAUUUAAUUAUUAAUUUAUAGAGUUUUAUUGUGUUGAACAUGAGCGGGGUUAUAUAAAUUUAAAAAUGAGUGUCAAUUAAGUUAUUUAAAAUGGAUUUGUGGUAUUUAGUCGCUGUCGAUUAACUGUGUGCAAAUGGUUGCUGGAUGUAAAUGUUUGAGUAUGUAUAAACUCUACUCGGACUUGUUAAGCUUAAUUAGUAAUAUUACUAGUUUGAAAAAUGAAGUUUGGCUUUUGCAAAUUUUGAUUGAAAUAUUUGGAAUUAAUAAUUAGUAAUUGUUAAUUAAGAAAAUUUAAUCUAAAUAUUUGAUAAUCUGAAUGGGUUAAUCAUAAUUUAUAGAAUUGGAGGCUGAUUAUCGAUUUAAAACUUCUAGUAAUGAGUUAUUUUUGCGGGAGGUAUUAAGUCCGCAAAUUUUGCAACAAAAAUUAUUUGCAAAAAGAUUUGUGAGCUUUUCCAAGUUUUAGUUUGCAAAAUAUGUUUUAAAAUAAAUUUGUUGUGAUGCAAACUCAUAAAUACACUACAUUCUCCGCUUAGCAAAGACUUACUGUACAAAUUACUAUACAAAAUUAACUUGUACAAUAAAAAUUUCGUAAUAUUAUGUAAUACAAUACCACCACAAUUUAUAUGUAAAUUCUACACAUGAAAAAAAUUUAAAGAUAUUUAUAAAUAUUUAAAAGUACAUUGUUAAAUACGUAACGACUUUAAUCUUUUUAUGGAAUGAUUUCAAUUUUUAAAUAAAUAUUA